Messenger RNA from Medioppia subpectinata, 542 nucleotides. Lineage: Eukaryota; Metazoa; Arthropoda; Arachnida; Sarcoptiformes; Oppiidae. The record is from the annotation of a GenBank genome assembly.
AGUUAAACACCCAAUCGAUUCAUUAGUGAUAUUAAAUUAUUUGAUACUGAGUUACGUAUAAUAUNAAUGUGAGUCUUUUAAUCUGUUAUUUUAAAUGGAAAAAACGCAUUCAAAGUCGAAAUAAGGAUCAGAUGACUGGCAAACCCAACAUUAGUAAUGCUAAUAAAGUAAAAGUCAAGGUAUAUAAGGAUGCGGUGAACGGAGAGACAAUACUAUUGAAGGCAUUUAAUGAGGAAGAGGUGGACAUAACGACUGCAUUGACGCCAAUCGACGAUCAAUCGACUUAUAUUGACGACACGGACGCAGGAAAACAUUGCGAAGUACUUCUUAUGAAUGAUUUGCACUCGUCUUCGAGUACAUCCAUAGGACAGCCAUUGAAUCACGUUUUGCUAAGAAAUUGCCAGAACUUGCACUUAACAAACGGCUUAUCAUUAGAGGCACAGAAUUGUCCCGAUAUUAUCAAGAAUCCUAAUAUCGAUGAGGUUCUCUUGGGUUCAGUCAGUAAUGGAUGCGAUGAUGACUUCAAGUCAACUCUCGAGUGA